AUGGUCGAAGAAUUCAAGAAGGCCAUGAUGUCGGAAUAUGAAAUGACUGACCUUGGAGAGAUGAAAUACUUCCUUGGGAUGCAAGUCAGGCAAAGACCAGGAAGGAUCUUCUUAUCACAAGAAAAGUACGCAGACGAUCUACUCAAGAAGUUUCACAUGGAAGAUUGCAAGCCAUUUGUCACACCAAUUGCACCCAAUGAGAAGCUCUCCAAAUAUGAUGGCAUGGAGAAAGUAGAUGCCUCAAUAUAUCGAAGCUUGGUCGGAUCUCUCAUAUAUCUUACACACACAAGACCCGACAUCGUACAUGCUGUUAGCAUCGUGUCAAGGUUUAUGAGCGAACCUAGUAAAGCUCAUCCCACAGCGGCAAAAAGAAUCCUCCGGUAUCUCAAAGGCACAAAAAGCUAUGGAAUAUUAUACAAGACUGAAGAUGACUACAAGCUCACGGGAUACACCGACAGUGAUUGGGCUGGUAGUAUCGAUGACAGGAAGAGUACAAGUGGCUAUGUAUUCCAGUUGGGAACUAAAGCCAUUUCAUGGUCAUCAAAGAAACAAGCGACUAUGGCUCUAUCAUCAUCAGAAGCAGAAUAUAUUGCAGCAACAAGUGCAUCAUGUGAAGCAGUCUUGGCUCAAGAGAAUUCUUGGUGA
Messenger RNA from Spinacia oleracea (spinach), 645 nucleotides. Its product is annotated as secreted RxLR effector protein 161-like. The record is from RefSeq and is a predicted model, not a curated record. Bases 1 to 645 code for a protein of 214 amino acids. The transcript has a single exon. NCBI's taxonomy places the organism in Eukaryota, Viridiplantae, Streptophyta, Magnoliopsida, Caryophyllales, Amaranthaceae.